UGAAACGGUGGAAGUACUAAUUUCUGAUAGAUAGAUAGAUUUGGGUUUUAGUUAUAUAAAUGGGCUCAGCUUUAGGCCCAAUACAUUAACCUUUAGCGUGUUAUCUUCCGUGUUUCAAGAACGAGAAGGUCAACAAAUCCGAUGGAUGGGAAUAUGAGGCGGUUACCACCGUGGAUGACCGCCGUCGCGUCCUCCGGUGUAACAGCUGCAAGCAAUAGAACAGACGAGGGUGAAAUAAAACAGGAAGCAGAAGCUCCCAAGACCAAGAAGAAGCGUAAAACUCGAAGAGAGACAGAUGACGCUGAGGAACCCAAAAAGGUGGAGAUCAGGAGAAGAGGAAGAGUUGGUAGGAAAAUCAAAGAAGAAGAGGCUAAGCCUAGUAUUCGCGAUGAUGUUAAGAGUCCCGAGAUUGUUCACUCCGUGACUAGUCCAGAAGAUGAGGAGGAUCUCACGGUUGAUGAUUUGUUAAGCUUUGCUCAAGAGUACGUCAAAGGUGAGGAGGAUGACCAGGCAGUGUCAACAUCUGAAUCAAUGGUGGUUGAUGUCAAUGAUGAAUCAAACACGAAAGCUCCAACAUCAGAUGACAUGAUCAGUUUGCUAUUGGGUCCUUUUUUCAAUACUCGAAAAUAGUUAGAACUUGGAUUGAAUUAGAGAAUUGUGUACAUGUUUAUUAUUUUUGAGAUUUUGGUUUGAUUUUCCUGUAUAUAUGAUAAACGUUUCAUUUGUUUUCUUGUCUAUGAUCAUUAAGACUGAUCAUUAAGACACGAAGAUAUAAAGAUUGGUGAGGAAGAUAA
Molecule: messenger RNA, 794 nt
Organism: Brassica rapa (field mustard)
Lineage: Eukaryota; Viridiplantae; Streptophyta; Magnoliopsida; Brassicales; Brassicaceae
Source: RefSeq, a predicted model, not a curated record